UGGCAAGAAGAUGAGAUUAAAGAGUUUAUUUAAACUUGAUUCAGCCGUUUACUGUAAUGGUCCUUGAUCACUUAAAAAAUCAUCCUUCAACGGACAGCGAUAAAAAGAAGCAGGAUGAAGACGAUCUACAAACUGGGUAUUUGUCUGCUGAUAUGUUGCUCGACUCCUUUCACUUCUGCUAGUGAUAUAUGUCCAUAUGAACUGACGACUUUUUGCACCUGUGAGAAUGAGUAUGUUGGAUUCAGUGGGUCUAAUCAAAGCGCAGGUGCACCAACGAUUGCACCAACGACUGCACCAGAAAAGCGCUUUUAUUACCAUCAUACCAUUGUGGAGUGCAACUUAGUGACACGCAGUCGAUCAAGUUUGGAAGAAGUUGUUUCAAGACUUUACAGGAAAUCGGUAGACAGGCUGACAGUGUUGAAUGUCCCAUCUGAGAAAGAACAGCCAAUUGUGAAUUUACCCUAUCACUGGCUCCAGCACGUUAGGGUAAAACAUUUUCAGAUUAAGAAUACUGCUCUGUCCGGAGAGUUCAUCUGGAAAGGAAAGCCAUUCGAUGGUCAAGAAAAAAGCUUGGCUUGGUUGACCGCUAUGGGUUGCUCUCUGACUGGGUCUCUAACCAAAGACACUCUGGGUAGCAUUAAUACGAAAGGCCUGGAAGAACUGCCUCGACUCGAAGGUUUGGAUCUAUCAGAAAACCACCUGAUGAGUGUCGAAGCUUGUGCAUUCACGAAUAAGCAUCCCCUGCUAGCAACAAUCAUUUUAUCACGGAAUGUUAUUCAGGAAGUAAAAAGUGGUGCAUUCCGAAGGUUGAACAAAUUGCGCUAUGUAGAUUUGUCUCACAACAUGCUAGAAAACAUCAAAAGAGAUAUUUUUGAAUCUAAGCCUAAAUAUCUUAAGAAGAUAAAUAUCAGCUGGAACCGCAUGAAAUAUUUGCCAGAAGAUAUUUUUAGUAAUAUGACUUCCUUAAAAUAUGUGGACGUCAGCUACAACUUUUUAUUUUCUAUGCCUGAAAAACCUUGGAAAAGCGUCUGGUGGAAGCUGAAAUACAUAAGUGUUAUAGGAAAUUUCGUGGAAUGCAACUGCGAUUUGAAAUGGAUGUUCAGCAACUCUACAAGUAUUUUGAUAGAAAGCGAGGAAAGAGUCAUAAAGGGUGAAUGCGCUACCAGGCCACCUUCGCUCUUGUCUCAUAACAUCGAUUUGUAUUUAAUUCGGCUAAAGGAUCUGAUGUGUGAAAGCCAGGAGGAUUUGUAAUAUUAUCAUAUACUUUGUGAUACAUUAAAAAUACUCGGGGCAUUUCUCCCAUAUUUUCAUGGCCGCAUUGAACUAUCGAGCACUGUAGCUCGCAUCUAAUAUUUUAUGUACUGCUAUAUUUUAAUGUACAGCAUAGAGUUCAAUUCAGCAAGAUUUUUUCUGUUCUUUCUUCAUUUUCUUUAAAUACUAUUUGAAACAAAUAUUUUUUGUUUAACAUUCAAAUAAGAUAUUUUAACACCUCUUUGGGAAUUAAUUGCUAUCAUUUUUGUAAGGUAUAAGAACUUACUUUCAUCAGAAAUACAUUUGUAAGUAUCUGUGGAUCAUCCGCAAAUAUUAGCUCCCAUAUUCCAUAUUAAUUUAGUGCUAUUAUUAUGUAUUAUUAGCUAUAUGUAGUCUGUUAAUUCAAAAUAAAGGAUGAAAAGCCAUUAAACACUUG
Molecule: messenger RNA, 1687 nt
Organism: Stegodyphus dumicola
Lineage: Eukaryota; Metazoa; Arthropoda; Arachnida; Araneae; Eresidae
Biological process (GO): defense response to virus; toll-like receptor signaling pathway; positive regulation of interleukin-6 production
Cellular component (GO): plasma membrane
Molecular function (GO): pattern recognition receptor activity
Source: RefSeq, a predicted model, not a curated record